Messenger RNA from Misgurnus anguillicaudatus (oriental weatherfish), 3026 nucleotides. Lineage: Eukaryota; Metazoa; Chordata; Actinopteri; Cypriniformes; Cobitidae. The record is from RefSeq and is a predicted model, not a curated record.
AAAGGGAGGGAGAGAGGGAGGCGUGGAAGACUUUCUAAAUCCCUGAUCCCAUCUGGAAUCCAUCUGUGUCUCAUUGGCAGGAGGAAGGAUUCAGACUGCACAACUCACAUAUGUGAGGGAGUUUAAGACACAUGCCUCACAUAUGAGACACAGAGAGAGAGAGAGAGAGAGAGAGAGAGAGAGAGAGAGAGAGAGGUACAAACAGACUAAAGGAAAGUGAUUUACAUUGUUUGGAAUAAGACACGAGCGAGAGUGAAUCGUCACUGAGAAGAGACGGCGUAGAGAAGAAGGUUCCUGCCAUGCCCGGUUCCCCAGUGGAUGGAAAGACUCAUUCAAGACCAACGGUGUCCGUUAUGCCUCCAUUACCUUCAGUAAACCCCAGCGGCCCGCGACCUGCAGUGUUUUCCACCACAGCACUGACCCAUGGGAUGAAUAAUUCCCCGCCAACCCUUAACGCCAUCCCAUCCCCACCUCAGCGCUACAGUAAUGGACCAUCAUCUUCAUCUUCCUCAUUGCUGUCCAAUCAGCAGCUCCCAGCCACCUGCGGCGCUCGACAGCUGAGCAAACUGAAGAGAUUUCUCACCACAAUACAACAGUUUGGCAAUGACAUCUCACCUGAGAUCGGAGAGAGCGUUCGAAACCUGGUGCUCGCUCUGGUGAACUCUACAGUCACCAUUGAAGAGUUUCACUCCAGACUGCAUAAAGCCACAAACUUCCCACUAAGACCCUUCGUCGUUCCCUUCUUAAAGGCUAAUCUGCCCUUACUGCAGAGGGAGCUGUUGCAUUGUGCUCGGGCGGCUAAACAAACUCCAGCUCAAUAUCUUUCCCAACAUGAACACCUCCUGCUCAGUACUACAGCACCAUCACCUCCUGACUCGACUGAACUACUGCUGGAGACCAGCGAGAGCUCAAAACGACACAGCCCAAACAGAAGUAAAGAAAAUGGUUUUCACGAGCGACCCCCUGCCACACUCGAACCACCGGCCAAACGAAUCUGCACCAUUAGCCCCGCCCCCAGACACAGCCCGGCCCAUCCCCUCCAGAUCCCCACCCAGAUUCACCCGACCCCGCCCCCUCUCCAGCACUACGCUCUGGAUGAUGUCACCACACCUCACCUGUACAGAGAACCGCACCGUUUACUAGAACUGAGAGAGCUGAAGGAUCGACCGCGACUGCCAGGCACUAACGGCAGCUACCGGGAAGAACCUGUGGACCACAGACUCACGGAGAGAGAAUGGGCCGAGGAAUGGAGACACUUAGAUCAUGUGUUAAACUGUAUUGUGGAUAUGGUGGAGAAGACGCGUCGAUCUGUGAGCGUCUUGCGGCGCUGUCAGGAGUCCGAUCGCGAGGAGCUGAAUUACUGGAGGCGACGCUCCGGUCCACACGACGACGGUCGCAAGGCCGGAUCAACGUCGGGAGGCGUCCCAUUCGUCAAGACGCACAGCCCGCUGUCCACAGACGCCAUCCACACAGACUCUCAGAGAGAAGUCCCGCCGCGUGCCGGCUCUGGAUACGUGCCUGAUGAGAUCUGGAGAAAAGCCGAGGAAGCUGUGAAUGAGGUGAAGCGUCAGGCGAUGGAUGAAGUGCAGAAGGCCGUGGCUGAAGCCGAGCAGAAAGCUUUUGAGAUGAUCACAGCUGAGCGAGCCAAGAUGGAGAAGACCCUCGCUGAAGCCAAAAGAAAAGCAACGGAGGACGCCAUACAGGUCAUCAAUGAACAGGAGGACUCCAGUGAGUGUUGUUGGAACUGCGGACGCAAGGCCAGCGAGACGUGCAGCGGAUGCAACGCGGCGCGUUACUGCGGCUCUUUCUGUCAGCACAAAGACUGGGAGCGACACCAUCUCAUCUGCAGCCCGGGACUUCAGGCUCAGCCCAAAUCCAUGUCCGCCCUGAGCACCCGGAUCCUGGCCAAAGCUCCGGAGAGCAGCCCGCUCCUGAGUCCCAGUCUGGAGAAAACCUCCAACACGUCCAGAGCUUCUACACCGGCAACACCUGCGUCCUCGUGCACACCUGACGCCAACGGACACUAACAUGAUGGACCCGAUAAACACUCAGAUACUCAUGAAAGACACUGGAUGUGAUAAAACUAUGGGAAGGAUAUCAAGAUCACAGAGAGAUUGGAUGCAUGAUGUUGUUUUUAAGGAACAGUUUACCCAAAAAUAUAAAUUGUGUCAUAAUUUAUCAAAAUUAAUCUGAUUUUCUCACCUUGUUUGGAGUCAUAUGAUCAGUGUUUUUGGGUGAAAUGUUUCUUUAACAUUAUUUCCUGUCGGCCGUCCAUCAGCUGCAGUAAUAAAUGCGACAGACACGUGAGGACGUGCUUUGGCGUCGCUUGCUUAUUUGCUGCAAGUCUUCUGGUGUUGCGAUCUGUUCUCUACACGCACAAACUGUUUUGUUAGCGUGUUUAUGUGUACGUGUGCAUGCUGGUUUCUGCAUCCAUGUGGUUUCUCUCAUGUAAAUAUCAGAGCAAUACAAUAACAGAAAACCAAUGGAUUGAAAUCACCAAAGCUGUCAAUGCUGUGACAUCUUUACUUUAAUGGUUUUUGAUAAUCAGAGUUGAACCGGAUCUUUAUGGAAAUGUGGCUACCAAACUCUGAUCGUAUGGGAUCGGAUUGAAUCAAAGUCUGUCUGUACACCAGACAGCUUUUAAAACAGGGACAGGGUUUCCAAAAAUAUGCUACAAAUACAGAUUAGUGAAGUAAACUAUUAAAACACUUUAAAUCUACCAAACACAAGCAGGUUGUGAAUGUGAAUGGUUCAGUUUUCUGCUAUUUCUGAAAUCUCAGGAGCAUUGUUUUAUGUAUAUAGUUUUAUUUGUUUUCACAUUUAGAGUCGAGCAGUCAUGGUUUCUUCAAUUUACACAUCGAUGUCUUCUUUGUUUCAUACGGUACACUAUAUGUUGAAUUAUUUUUUCAUUAUAAAAGUUCAUAUGUGUAAAAUAUAAGUGAGCGAGAGAAUCUUUAUUUUGUUUCUUUUCAAGAAUUCCUUCUGGUAUGAAGUAGACAUUAAAAAAUAAACAGAAUUUUACCUUU